GCAAUGAGGACAGUUUUACUUAGGUUAAUUUUUUUAGUUAGCUCCGUUGUUGGCCUUUUAAAUAAUUAUCAGGUUCUUCACGAGUUGAUGACAAGUGAUGAAAUCGGUUACUAUUUUGGAGUGUCUAACCUAAUAGAUGUACCUGAAUAUGAGAUUGUUUCAUUGGAAAACCCUGCUGAGAAGUCUGAUAGUAAAUUUUUAGCGUUUGGAAGACCUAUACAUUUACGUUUGGAGCAAAAUGAAAAACUACUUAGUGAUAACUUUGUGUGGACAAUUAAAGAGAAUGGUAUAUCGACAGAAUUAGACGGGAAAUCGUUAAAACAUUGCCACUAUAUACACCGGGGAAAAAUAGGAGAUAAUUUUGCUGCUGCAUUUACAUAUUGCUCAGGAAGUUCCAAAAGUGGAAUAAUUUUUAUGGAAGACUUGACUUACGAAAUGCUAUCUUUAAACUCAAGACUAUGUAGUUAUCGAUGCGAAAAUGUCAAUGAAAAUACAUAUUUCAUUUUGAAACGGGCACCGGCUCUAAACCACACUUGGACAGACGAGUUUGAUAUGCUAUCUACACUAAAUAAAAACCAUAGUUUAGUGUCACAAGACUUAACAAAAGAAUUGAAGUAUGACAGUAUAAAAGAAAUCCCAGUUCUAGAAACAGCACUGUAUUUUGAUGAACCUGCUUACAAAAUUUUUUCACCAUAUUUCAAAUAUGACGACGAACAAUUGGCCGACAUGAUUCUUGCUUAUAUCAAUGCUGUCCAGGCUCUAUAUCAUCAUCCUAGUUUAGGUAAAAAACUAGACAUUGUUAUAAUAAAACUUGAGAUUUUUAAAAAACAGCCUAUUGACUUACCUCAUUAUAACGGAGAGAGAAGUUUAUUGUUGGAUUCGUUUUGUGCUUUCAAUAGAAAAUACCGAGAAAAAGACCAAUGGGAUAUAGGACUUUAUAUUUCAGGAUUAGACUUCUAUGCCAUAGAGAAUGGCCAAUGGAGUGGUUCAACAAUGGGCCUAGCUACUGUUGGUGGUAUUUGCUCAGAAAAAUAUUCCUGUAUCAUAGCAGAAUUUGGAUCAACAAACGUUUUAGGUAAACCGUAUCCUUCAGCUGGUUUCACAUCUGUUUAUAUUUUGGCUCAUGAAAUAGGUCAUAGCUUAGGAAUGCAUCACGAUGGAAGUUCUAAUAACUGCCCAAAAGAAGGAUUUAUUAUGUCACCAUCAAGAGGAGUAACUGGAGAGCUACUUUGGUCAGAAUGCAGCGCCCAAGUUGCUUCUAAAUUUGAUAAUCUUGAUUGUCUAUUUAAAUCUACUAAACAUCGUUCUAAAGAUCUCCAACGAUUUGAUCAUAACAAAUUUAAUGACAAACCCGGUCAAACGUGGGACGCAAAAAAACAAUGUGAAUUGCUAUUAUUAGAUAGUGAUGCUACAGUAAUGAAAUCUGAUACUACACUCAAAGAAGUUCAGCAGCAAUUAGAGGACGUUUGUGAAAAUUUACAAUGUGAAACUCCAAACCGAAUUGGAUACUAUUUUGCUGGUCCUGCAUUAGAUGGAACCACAUGUGGACCAAAUUCAUGGUGCAUAGCUGGAAAAUGCGUAAAAGGUAAACCAAAAAAACCCAAAAAUAUUAUAAAAGGAGGAUGGAGCCAGUGGAAAUCCCAUGAGUGCACUUCAGGGUGUAUUAUUAAAUCGAAAGGUUUUAGGUUAAGAACAAGAAUUUGUAAUAAUCCAAAACCUGUAAAUACAGAUGAAGGAUGUGAAGGGCCAAAACGAGAAGCUGUAAUAUGCAAAGAUGAUAAAGUUUGUAAAAAAUCAAAAAAAAUACUUGUCACAGAGUAUGCAACUGCCAGAUGUAAAGAGUUUGGAAUAUUAUUACCAAUACUCGAUGAGGAAUAUUCAGGAUUACAGGCACCGCACGAAGAAACAAGACCCUGGAUGGGCUGUUCAAUAUUCUGUCGUCGUAAAGACACUGGAUCGUAUUAUACACCGGCGCUUGAUGUGUCAAAUUUACCUGUAGAUCCUUAUUUUCCGGAUGGGACCUGGUGUCAUUCUGUAAACAAUGAGAAUUUCUAUUGUUUAAAUCACAUUUGUACGGCUGAGAACGAUAUGAAACGAACGGGCAAGAGUGCUUAUGAUAGUAAUAAUGACAUGUCAAUUGUAAUCAAUCAAAAUGCAAAACCUCCUGGCCCAUAUAGUAUCCCAGAAAUACUUUUGCGGUAUUUAAGUGUAAAACCCGAUGGGACACCCUUGUUAACUACAAUGAAACCUGAAAGAGAUGAUCAUAAGUACUACGAAGGAUGGUUAAGUAAAGACUAUGUAGAUCUACCUGCUGCAUAGUAACAAUAUGUAGACUGCAUGUAGAAUGAAUUAUCACUGAAGUAGGGACAAAAAUCUUUAGAUGCGACCAAUUAUUUUUUAACUGUAUAUAAUACUAAUAACUUAAUGCAAUACGUGAACAAAUUAUAUAAAUUUAAUUAAUCAUACAUGAAAUUUCUAACUGUGUGUGCUCAUACCCUAACAGAAAUUUUUAUAAAAUGUCAGUAUUGACAACGGGUGAAGUAUUGCAACUGUACUGGUCACUGACCGUUGGCUAAUCCAUACUAGCACAGAACUGGCUGACGUCAUGUCUAAGUACUGAUCCGUAGAGGCGGACAGUGCUUGAUUGCCAUUGCUGAUAAGUAGAGGCGUAACAGCAGUUAUACAAAAUCUCUAGACUUUCCUGCACUGACAGAUCAGUAGUGCAGGAAAACGUUAUCAUUCCAGACAUAAGACAGUGUAUUGGUGGUUCAGUGCUGGUAGUCGCUACUGUGCCAAAACUGCCAGUACAAUUGCAGUGCUGUGCCCGUUAUAAAUUUCUGAAUGGGAAUAUGAAUAAAUUCGUAAAAAAAAAUUAGUCUAUAUACUUAAUUAAUAUAUUUUUUAUUCUAGUUUACUAUGAAAUAAAGACUAAGAAAUAUUGUAAACAUUUAAAUUAUUAUAUUAAAGAAUUUUUUUGUCAAUUUACAAGUUGGUUGUUUAUUACUGGUGUACAUUUUAAUUUUAUUCUUUGAGUUUAUAGUUUAAAUUAAUAAGUACUUUACUUACUAAACAAAACUAUAAAAGUU
Molecule: messenger RNA, 3086 nt
Organism: Daktulosphaira vitifoliae (grape phylloxera)
Lineage: Eukaryota; Metazoa; Arthropoda; Insecta; Hemiptera; Phylloxeridae
Product: A disintegrin and metalloproteinase with thrombospondin motifs adt-2-like
Exons: 17
Coding region: 4-2319 (771 amino acids)
Biological process (GO): extracellular matrix organization; proteolysis
Cellular component (GO): extracellular matrix
Molecular function (GO): metalloendopeptidase activity
Source: RefSeq, a predicted model, not a curated record